UCUGGAACCACAGCUUCUUCUUCAAGAUCAAACCUUUCUUUCUUCUCCUUCUUCUUCUAUUCUCCCCACUUCAAAUCCAAUUUUCAAUUGUACGUACACGCAGACAGUAACCCUUUCUGGAACCACCAGCUGCUUUUCCAAGAUCAAAUCUUUCCUACUUCUCCUCCUUCUUCUUCUCCGAUUCUCCCCAAUUAAAAAACUGGAGGCUUUUGAUUCCUAUGGAGAACAUGAAGCAAUUUGUCAUACGAGAGUUGGUGAUAUUGAAGUAUUAGUGGACAACAUCUUGAUGAACCUGCCUGUGAAGAACAUAUGCCAAUGCCAACUGGUCUCUAAAUCAUGGCAAACAAUGAUAGCUGAUUCUGAGUUCAAUCACAUGGUAUGCCAACGUAAUUGCCCGGUUAGCAUAUUUGUCAAAUAUGUUGAUUUUCCCCAGACAGUAUGCAUCAUUCAUUACUCUAGUGAUACUAGUUAUUCUGUGGAAGAAUUUGAUCUCCCAAGUGGUUUCAAGGAAAUUCUGGGCUCUUGCUAUGGACUGAUAUGUCUAGGGGAUGAAGAACAGCAGAAGCUAUUGUUCUUGAAUCCAUUUACUAGGUGGAUUCAAAUCAUACAAGAACUGGGAGAUACCUCUGGAAACUAUGGAUUUGGAUAUGACCUGACUAUUGAAGAUUUCAAACUAGUCAAGCUAUUGGACAAUUUCUCUGCUCCUUAUGACACAAGAAGAGUAAUGAUCUAUUCAAUGAAAGAUCAUUGUUGGAGAGAGAAAUCAUAUGAAAGUUGGCAAUUUAAAUUGGACCCUUCAGCUGCCAAUUUCGUCGCUGAUAAACUAUAUUGGAGAGGGUUUUUAUUGAAAACUCCACAACAACAAGUAGUAGAAGAAGAUGUGCUGAUCACUUUCAAUAUCUGCAGCGAGACUUUUGGAAGAGUUCGACUACCUGAAGAACUUUGUGGGCGGUAUGUAACCUUUGGAGUGAUCGAGAACAAGCUAUCUGCUUGCCUCUCUGCUCAAGACAUCUCCAUAUGGUUCUUGAAUGACGAUCAGUUUCAAAGAAGCAUCACUUUGGCCAACUACAAAGCAAAUCUUCAUUGCUUAGUGCGGCCAUUAUAUCUACGAGGCAAUACCAUCUUUCUUCUUCGAGCCAAAAGGAAGAUUACCAAAUAUAACAUCACUGAAGACUCUAAAGUUCAGAUUUUGGGGUUUAACAAGACACCCGUUAGCCUUCAAGCUUUGGGUUUCGGUCUGAUGUCGGAACCUAAAGCGAGAAUGGAAGCCAUUGGUUUUGUUCAAAGCUUAUUUCCACUAGUAUGCCAAAGGAAUGGAAAACAUGAUGAUGAGCCAAGUAAAGAAAUUUCAAAAAGAAGAAAACUGUGUCCCUGUUAGUGAGAAACUGAUGUCAAGACAAUGCUUUGAUGGGUUGGGGUUGACAGUUAAAGAUCGGUGAUAGAUGAUGCUGAAAUGGGCUGACUUGCUCUAUUGUUCUGCAGUUCUUGAUGAUAGAUGUUAGUUUUCUGGAACAAAGUGUUCCUUUGAUUGUUGUAGCUUAUAGUCUCUAUUUUUUCUGGAAUCCUUGAUAGAUUGAUAUUGCUUCUGUGGAACAAAGUGUUCCUCGGGUCAUUGUAGCUUAAGCUAGCCACCACAAGUGUGUCAAGCUCUGACACACUUGUUGUUGCUAGCUCAUUGCUACUUUUUUUUUCCUUUUGAUGUAAUAUGCUUA
This is a messenger RNA of Rosa chinensis, 1712 nucleotides long. RefSeq names its product F-box/kelch-repeat protein At3g23880. The transcript has 3 exons. The record is from RefSeq and is a predicted model, not a curated record. Bases 287 to 1378 code for a protein of 363 amino acids. Gene Ontology annotation, molecular function: protein binding. Lineage: Eukaryota; Viridiplantae; Streptophyta; Magnoliopsida; Rosales; Rosaceae.